AUGUCAGAUACUGAUAGCAGGCAACUGUUGGUCGAUGUGCCGCAUGAUCAGCACGAGUUGCAGCUAGUUUCGGUUGGCCAGGGCAGCGGGACGGGCAGUGUGGAUACAACACCGAAGCUGUCCAAGCGCAACAGCUCGGAGCGGAGUCUGCCGCUGCGCAGCUACAGUAAAUGGUCGCCCACGGAGCAGGGGGCAACCCUGGUCUGGCGGGAUCUGUGUGUCUACACCAAUGUGGGAUCUGGCCACAAAAUGAAGCGCAUAAUUAACAACUCGACGGGAGCGGUGCAGCCGGGUUCACUGAUGGCUUUAAUGGGUGCAAGUGGCUCUGGGAAGACAACGCUAAUGUCAACGCUCGGCUAUCGCCAGCCAGCUGGCACUGUGGUUCAAGGUGAUAUACUGAUUAAUGGACGUCGCAUUGGACCCUUUAUGCAUCGCAUCAGUGGCUAUGUGUAUCAGGAUGAUCUCUUCAUAGGAGCACUCACUGUACAGGAGCAUCUCAACUUUAUGGCUCAUCUUCGUUUGGAUCGUCGCGUUUCGAGCGAGGAGCGUCGUCUGAUCAUCAGGGAUCUGCUGGAGAGAACCGGCUUGCUCUCUGCCGCCAACAGUCGCAUUGGCAGCGGCGAUGAUAAGAAGGUUCUCUCCGGCGGGGAGCGUAAACGUUUGGCCUUUGCCGUCGAGCUGCUCAACAAUCCCGUAAUUCUGUUCUGCGAUGAACCCACCACGGGCUUGGACUCCUACAGUGCCCAACAAUUGGUGGCCACGCUGCAUGAGUUGGCACAAAAGGGCACUACCAUAUUGUGCACCAUACACCAGCCGAGUUCACAGCUCUUCGACAACUUCAACAAUGUCAUGCUCCUGGCAGAUGGACGUGUAGCCUUUACAGGUUCCCCUCAACACGCUUUGAGCUUCUUUUCGGAUCAUGGUUACUACUGUCCGGAGGCGUAUAAUCCGGCGGACUUUCUUAUUGGCGUCUUGGCCACAGAUCCCGGCUAUGAGCAGGCUUCCCAACGCUCCGCGCAGCAUUUGUGUGAUCAGUUUGCGGUCAGCUCGGCGGCCAAGCAGCGGGACAUGUUGGUCAAUCUGGAGAUACACAUGGCACAGUCCGGCAAUUUUCCUUAUGAUACGGAACUGGAUUCGUUUCGAGGUGUUGCCUGGUACAAGCGCUUCCAUGUGGUUUGGCUGAGAGCCACGUUGACGUUGCUCAGGGAUCCCACAAUACAGUGGAUGCGGUUUCUGCAGAAGAUGGCCAUGGCUUUAAUCAUUGGCGCCUGCUUUGCGGGCACAACGGAGUUGAAUCAACUUGGAGUGCAGGCUGUGCAGGGCACUUUGUUUAUUAUGAUAUCGGAGAACACGUAUCAUCCCAUGUACUCUGUGCUUAAUGUGUUUCCUCAGGGAUUUCCGCUAUUCAUGCGCGAAACACGCUCCGGUUUAUACACUCCGGCGCAUUAUUAUGUGGCGAAUAUACUGGCAAUGCUGCCUGGCAUGAUUAUUGAACCCUUGCUAUUCGUGGUCAUCUGUUAUUGGAUCACAGGAUUACGUGCCACAUACUAUGCCUUUGGCGUAACGGCAAUUUGUGUGGUGCUCGUGAUGAAUGUGGCCACCGCCUGUGGUUGCUUCUUCUCGACGGCCUUCAACUCGGUGCCCUUGGCCAUGGCCUAUUUGGUGCCCCUUGAUUAUAUAUUCAUGAUUACGUCGGGCAUCUUUAUUAAAAUUAGUUCCUUGCCAGUGGCAUUUUAUUGGACGCAAUUUCUAUCCUGGAUGCUCUAUGCCAAUGAGGCGAUGACAAUUGCCCAAUGGUCCGGCGUGCAGAACAUAACCUGCUUCGAGGAGAGCGAGGACUUACCUUGUUUCCAUACUGGCCAGGAUGUCCUGGACAAGUACAGCUUCAAUGAGGCGAAUCUGCAGCGCAAUCUGUUGGCCAUUUUGGCCAUCUACUUUGGUUUCCACAUCCUUGGAUAUUAUUUCCUUUGGCGUCGCGCGCGCAAAAUCUAAAAAUCUCUUCGAAAUUUCUGCGUAUUUUAGUCCUGUUUAUUCGUGUUCAUUGCUGUUUAUCCAUCUGUUUACUGUAAAUAAACUUAAUCUCGUUAACAAUUUCAA
Drosophila innubila is the source of this 2097-nucleotide messenger RNA. RefSeq names its product protein scarlet (gene st). Lineage: Eukaryota; Metazoa; Arthropoda; Insecta; Diptera; Drosophilidae. The record is from RefSeq and is a predicted model, not a curated record. Gene Ontology annotation, cellular component: plasma membrane. Gene Ontology annotation, molecular function: ATP binding; ATP hydrolysis activity; ABC-type transporter activity. The coding region runs from base 1 to 1992 and encodes 663 amino acids. The transcript has 9 exons. Gene Ontology annotation, biological process: transmembrane transport.